UGUAAAGUUUCAGUGCAAUACAUGCAUGGUUACUAAGAUAUGAACUUACACGCAAAACUUUCAACAAGCAAAACUUUAACAACGGUAUAAUAGCUCGCACCACUAUUCUUCGAAUAGGCGAGCUAAGAGGCCAAAAAUCUUACAAUAUGGAACAUACAUCAAGGCUGUAAACAGUGUACAGAAAGAAAGUCGGUUUUUGCAUAAGAAUAUGAAGCAAAUAAGUACAGAAGACAUAACUCUUAUUAAAAUGGUUACAAACUUAUUUCCCCUUUCACAUUUUGAUCUGUCUAUUCUGCUACUUAAGAGAAAAUAAUUACAUAUAGCUAAGUGAUUAUAGCCUUUUCAAACAAGCUUUCUAUUUGAUCGUCUUUCAAAGAAAAAAGGUUUCAUAAACUGUUGCUAAAGAGUAAAAUGGAAUGACUUGCGACCCUUUUUCAUCUUAGAUAUCAACGAGUGUGCAAGCAACCCUUGCCGGAAUGGAGGCACUUGCAACAACUUGAAUAAUCGCUACACAUGUACCUGUCCAGUUGGAUGGAAUGGAACUAACUGCGAAUCUGAUGCAAUAUCUCAUCGUUUGAUUGGCGGCCAAGGUAACUUUGAAGGGGUACUAGACAUUGACUAUAAUGGCAACUGGGGAACAUUCUGCAGCAGUAUGUUUUCCAACCAAGAUGCAAACGUUAUAUGCAGAAUGGCAGGAUUUUCAUCCGGCGUGUCCGUAACAGGCUUGGUUUAUGGACAGUUAAAUUAUGGAACAGUAUGGACAGGAAACAUGAGUUGUGCUGGGACAGAAACUCACAUACGAUCUUGCAGAAAUAUUGAUCACGCAUUUGGACACAAUGCAGCUUGCAAUCAAUGCCAUGCCGUCGGAAUAAUAUGCAGUCACACUUCUGUUAAACUUGUUGGCAGCUCGCUACCAUCGGAAGGUCGUGUAGAAGUCCUCCAUAAUGGCAUUUGGGGAACAGUAUGUGGGACAUAUUUCACUCAGAACGAUGCAAAUGUUAUUUGUCAUAUGCUUGGCUUCAGUCACAACGCUCUUGGAAUACAAAGGAAUGUCACAGGUGGGUUAGGGCCAGUUUGGCUUAAGUCUCUCGGUUGCACGGGAAAUGAAGCAGACAUUCAAUUUUGUGCUCACGGGAGCUGGGACAAUCAUACAUGUGACCAUACUGAUGACGUAUCUAUAAAGUGCCAAGCUACACAGGUUCGACUUUACGGAGGCUCGGGGUUUUGGGACGGCACGUUAGAGAUUAACUUAGAAGGGAGUUGGAGAACUGUUUGUGAUCAAAAUUUUGGACAGGAUGAAGCACGUGUAGUGUGUAACAUGCUAGGAUAUAAUUCAUCAGAUGUGAAACAUUUUAUAUAUAAAUCAAACUAUUUCGGCGACAACAAAAGUGGUGUUCUGGACAGAGUGAAAUGCAACGGCAAUGAAAGUGAUAUCCGUCAGUGUGUCUCUUCGUUCCAGACGUCUUGCUCGUCUUCAAAUGCUGUGGGACUAAAAUGUGGUGGCGUACAGGUUCGCCUUGCUGAUGGUCCGCACAAAGGUGAAGGCCGUUUGGAGGUACUACAUAACGGACAGUGGGGUACAGUGUGUGACUCGGACUGGGAUGAUAACGAUGCAACAGUUGUGUGCAAAAUGCUUUCGUCUUACCCAUUUGAGAGGUACAAGAUUAAGCAUACUUUUGAAUUAAGUGGUAUUAAGUUUGAUGUAAGGACUGGCUGGAUCCUUAUUGAAGGUGGGCACCAGUUCAACGUGUAA
Mercenaria mercenaria is the source of this 1753-nucleotide messenger RNA. RefSeq names its product scavenger receptor cysteine-rich domain superfamily protein-like. The transcript has 9 exons. Gene Ontology annotation, cellular component: membrane. Bases 653 to 1753 code for a protein of 366 amino acids. The record is from RefSeq and is a predicted model, not a curated record. NCBI's taxonomy places the organism in Eukaryota, Metazoa, Mollusca, Bivalvia, Venerida, Veneridae.